Molecule: messenger RNA, 3443 nt
Organism: Bursaphelenchus xylophilus (pine wood nematode)
Lineage: Eukaryota; Metazoa; Nematoda; Chromadorea; Rhabditida; Aphelenchoididae
Source: the annotation of a GenBank genome assembly
AUGUACUCCGCCGAGAGGGAAGAGUACCUCAGAGAGAAGAUCUUACGUGAAAAGGUAAGUUAGACAAAAUUCUUAUUGCCACUAGAGGAAGCUUUUUUACACAACCUAUUUAGCGACACACUAGUGGCCAAUAUGACGAUAACAUCUCUUCGCCAAGGCUCCGGGAAGUGGAAACGCGGUAAGAAAUUUUUAAAUCACACCGCACGUCUGGGCAGAGAUUUAAAAAAAUAUAUGGGCGUAUAUAACUACGUACGAGAAACCGAUUUUGUUUUGCCAAAGCUCCUCGUUCGUCUUUCUCCCUAACCAAAAAAUGAUGAAUACAUACCUAGUCUUCCCUUAUAAUGUACGUACACGAUUGAUUUAUGGCCACAACUUGUUCAUAAAGCCGUUAGCAAACUGCAGGAGCCUCUUGGAAGGCUUCGCAUUCUUCGUUUGUGAGAGGAGAAGACAGUAUAUACAUUUUUUAUCGUGAUCUCCUCUAACCUAGAGGUGGCAAUCGGGCCGGGCCGGGCCGAUUUUUGCGGCCCGGCCCGCGGGCCGAAGUGACCAGACCGGCCCUGGGCUUUUUCAAAUUUGCUCAGGCCCGGCCCGGCCCGGUGAAAGCCCAGGCCGGCCCGGCCCGGCCCUGCUUGGCCCGCUAAUACAAAAAGGUUGGAUAAAGGUCUUUGCAUUUUCUAUUGGAAGUUUUUAUGCUUUCCAGAAGGUUUAUACGUGCGUUUAGGUGAAAUUAAAACGUCAGGUCGGAUGACUAGGACAGCCGAGCAGGGACCUAAAACCUAGCCGAAAAAUUGGAUUGUGUCGAUUUUUUUUAUCCCAUAGGAAGUUAGCUAUGUAAAUAUAUGGGCGUUAUAAGGCAACAUGUUUAAUCAAAAACUGCUUAAACACUUUUAUUUAAAUCAAGUCAUCAAAUUACAGUGAAAUGUUUAAGUUUACCAUCAAAAAUUCGAAGAUUUUCGCCCGACCCUUGCAGAUUUAGAUGGCAUUUUACAUAUACAUAAUCAGGGAUUUUAAGGAAUUUUAAUUUUAUAAGGAAGUAAAACAGCGUAUAGGUCAAAAAGGUUUAAUUUAAUAUCCAUCCAUCAAUUCUGCAAAGCAUUUGUGCUUUAUUUUGCUGGUUUAAUAUUAAAAAUUUUUACUUUUCCACCUUCCGGGCCGGGCCGGGCCGAAAGUCGCGGCCCGGCCCGUGGGCCAAAGCGGUCAGGCCGGCCCAGGGCUUUUUCAAAUCUGCUCAGGCCCGGCCCGGCCCGGCCCAAUCACCGGGCCCGGCCGGGCCGGGCCGGGCCGGCCCAGCCCGAUUGCCACCUCUACUCUAACCCAUCCACGCUGCAGUAAACGCAUUCCUCGCUCUCCAAAGAUUUGAAAAUCCCAGUGCUUUCUCGACAAUACACGAUACAUUUUGCUCCUGAUUUAGGUAUGCCUCUCGCCCCGUCGAGCAAUAUCGAACUCCCUCAGACCGCAUUGAGCGUCGUCAACUGUCUCUUCCGCCUCCACGAAGAGAUUUGCCUUACCGGCCUCAGCCAAUCCGCCCAACCCAUGCCGUAGCGCCGACGAUUUACCCCAGCUAUAGGGCCACCGGAGUCCCCGAUCCAUAUGCUCCACUAUACGCCAAGGAAUCGGCUCAUCAACUGUCUCCUCGACAGACAGAAUCCUUCGACAAGGUUCGAGCCAAAUAUUUGGAGCAAGAGGCGACAAAGAUACCGCAAGAGUUCAGCGAUUCGAAGCGAACUGGUGUCGGGGAAUUUAAGCAAUAUCCGUAUCCAAGCCGAGCCGAGAAGGCAAGGAGUUACCAUGAGCCGGAGGUCAACAGGAGCCAAUAUCCGAUUUCGUAUCAAGAAUAUAGGCCUGAAGUGAAGCAUCAUGAGAUCAAGCCGAGUUAUCAACCAGAAGUGGUGUCAAGGCCUCACAGUCAAUAUCAGUCGCAAUAUGAGGUAAGAUUAAGAACAAUAAUAAUUUUUUUCGUUGUCCAAAUCUUUGACAAAUGUCAUGAAGUUCAAAAAUAAGUUAUUUUCAGCCCCAACAUGUGGUUGUUCAUCAUCAAAUCCAGUCGGCACCACGUCCACAAACCCAUCAAAGCCUUCUGCCUUCUUAUGAGCCUCCUCUGAUCCAUCAGCGAGAGAAUUAUCCGUCAACUCAAAUCCAGACUCAACGACUCAUUCAGCCGAGUGAGCAUUACCCUAGACGCGUUGGAUCCCCGAUUGAACCAGUUGGAAAUGCCCAUAUUCUCAAUGGCCCGGACGCCUUCGCUAUUCGAAUCCCGCUUAACCAAUUCCCAAUUAGUGGAAUUAAAGUGAGAUUUUGUGGAAAAAGCUGUUAGAGUUUUUAAUUUUUAGAUUACUCGGAAAGGAAAUUCCGUGACAGUCAAGGGAACGCAUGUCAACCAAGAUAAUACUGGUCAAUGGGUGAAGCGGACGUUCAGUCGAACGUACACCAUUCCGCAAGACUGUGUGCUUGCUACGUUGAGAGCUGGCUAUAAUGGAAAGACCGAUGAGUUGAUUGUGAAGGUAAGAGGGCAAUUUGAAACAGGAAUAAUCGUUAAGUCUUAUAAAAGGAUUUUUUGGGCGACAUUUUCAAAAAACAAACGUUUCUCGUCUUUGCUUCCUCAUUUUGCGUACUCUCUCGAAAGCAUCUCCAUUUUUAUUUCUUCAUUAGUUUUUUACCGUAAAAAUACUAAAUUCUGUGAAUUUUGUGGACAAAAAAUCUGAACCAAUUCAUCAGGACGCGAGUUAAAAAUCUUACAUAUGUAUAUGUCAGAAAAAUUUUAGUCAUCGUUUUCGUUAUGUUUCGUCAAAAUAGGAGCUCUGCGCGCUUAGGAAUCAUCUUGUUUUAGUCUUUUUUCGACUGUAAUCUAAAGUUUUCCGGUGAAACAACAAAGAAAACGCUUUAUUCUGAAGCUCAGCACUCCUACGUGCUUCUUGAACCCUGACAUUUCCCCUCCAAAAUAAUCAGAAACCUUCCUUCAGGGCAAUCGUCUCGGCUCCGAUGAUUCAGAGACUCCGAUUCCAAUCGAAGUCAUCGACGACGUGGACGAUGACGCCGUCAGUCAUGACUCCAAUUCCACAUCGAAACGGUCGCCAAAACCAAAAAAGAAGCUGAAGAAGCAGCCUUCGAAGGACUCAUACGAAAGUGCCAAAGCUCUGCAAAGCACGGAGAACUUGCAGAGAACUCGAGACAUCUCCCCUGAUUCUUCUUAUAAACCGUCAUUGCAUAAGGCUUCCAAUUCUCAGGAAAGUGGGAAAAGUUCGUUGAAGAGUUCGCCGAAAUUCCAACGACAAAGUCCGCCGAGAAGUCCGUUGAGAUCGCCGUCUCAUAGUCCACCAAAAUCGCCGGUCAGAAACUUUGACGAGCAGCUCUUGAGAAGGGAAACCGAGUUGCCCGAGACCACUUUUGAACCGAGAUAUGGGCAGAGUGAAGUCGUUGGCUCAGCUAAUACUCAUUUGAUUUGA